Molecule: messenger RNA, 3807 nt
Organism: Mucor mucedo
Lineage: Eukaryota; Fungi; Mucoromycota; Mucoromycetes; Mucorales; Mucoraceae
Exons: 8
Coding region: 1-3807 (1268 amino acids)
Source: RefSeq, a predicted model, not a curated record
AUGAGAAACUUGUUACCUGAAUACUGGAAUUUGUCACAACUACAUGAGACUUUAAUGAUUAUGAUGAUGGGCAUCGAUAUUGCAGAUUACCCUAUAUAUAAUACGUUUGAUAUCAACCAUUUACGUACGUGUCUGCAUGAUAGUCAAGAAGGUAGCAAGCUAGCCAUUCCCGAUGUUUUACCUAUCAUUAUAGCGUUAUGGGACGAAGGCCGGAAAAUUGUAGAAGGGCCUAAGCCUGUAUUCCCACCUAUUCUCAAAAGUCCUUUACGUCAGCGAAGUGGUAGUGUAAUUGUUCGGCCUGUUAAGACUAACAAAGAAGCAACUCCAGCUAGCAAAGCCUUUAUUUCUCGGACUAUGGAUGACUUCAUCCAACUCUUUGAUGAAUUGUACAACUCUCGACCCGUGUUCAAAGAAGCCUGUAAUAAGCAGGAUGUGGUGGAUUGCAUAGUUCACAUUCUGUUUUCUUCCGUGUGUCAUACCAGUAACAUGACGGCAGAAUCUGAAUUAAACUCCAAGGAUGUGGUUCUUAACAAUUUUGAUCUGGAUCAUUUGGCAUCGCCUUCUUCUGCUGUUUCAUCGCCCAUUGAUGGGUCAUCGCCCUACCUCGAUCGUCUUCGUGAUAUGGAUGAUACUGCAUCCAUUGAAAGUGUUAAUACUGGAAGCAGUAUUAUCAAGAGAGGUGGCACAUCGUCAUUGAUGACAAAAACUUCGCCUCAUGUUUCUAAACGUGGCCAAGCCUUUAUGACAAGAUUAAGAUCGGCUUCGUGGAGUCAGGGCAGUAAUUUAGCUCCUCCUAUGACCUUACAAGAUCCUAUGCUGGAGUCGUUACUGAAUUUUGUUGUUAACAUUUGUGUACAAUCUAUCGUAGAUCCGCAUAGUAAGAACUUAAAUGGCCUUAGUUUGGUUUUUUCGGCAUUUCCACCUAGUACACAUGAGCAACAAUUGGUAUUUGAAAGCUACUUGAUGACACAUAUUGCCCAGAAUAUGAAGAGCACAUUUCAAUUGGAUAUGGACUUAAUGCAUGAUCAAAGAAUUUUGAGUAAUUUAUCAAAAUUUGCACAAUUGGCGGCAGACACUGUAAUUCAAGGUCGAUUCAAAGAAGGAGGAGCAGAGCAAACGUAUGAUCUCUUGGCUACACUUUUAGAAAUUUUGCAUACAGAUGAAUUCAACGGGCGUUAUGGAAUCCAUGACAACUCAGUUUCGACAUUGUAUCGUGCAUUUAAUCGCAUGAUCCUAGUCAAAAUUUCUGAUUUAGAGCAUGGAGAGCUUGAUGCGCUUAAGACAGUUGCUUUCUUAGAAUACUGUAUUCAUCACCAAAAGAUUAUUUUGAGUCCCAAAAACAAUGACAUGGAUUUUUUGAGGUGUUUCUGUUAUCAUCUUUACCGCUAUUUACUUUCAAAUGAUGAAAAAAUACGAGAUGCUGCCGCUAAUAUGUGGAAACUAUUGAUUCUUCAAAAGCCAGAUAGUGUAUUUUCGAUAUUUAAUGUUCGCGUCAAAGGAAUUGAAUCUGAGGAGCUUAUUGACGGGUUUAAACAAAUGCUUGAGAUGGAUUUCGAGUCAUUUUAUAGAUGGCUUGAUUCGCGCAAAUUUGAGCUGAACAUAUUAUUUAGUGAACAUAUAUGUAAAGCAUGGGAAAACACCAUUAUGCAAGAGCACAAGUACAGCAGAGAAAUGUUCAAGAACUAUGUGACAAAACGUAUAAACAAACUCAAAAAACUUCAAAAGCGUGAAUACUAUGAGCAAGAAGUCAACUUGGAUUACACCAACAAAACAUUGGCUUGGUCUCAAAGUAUACAAGAAGUGGAAAUGAGUCGAUUCACAAAAGCGUUACAGGAUUCGGAUGGUCAUGAAAAUUUUAUUCAAAGUGAAUGGACACGUAUAUCAGCAGACCUAAUGAGAGAAAGAGCCAUUUGGGGACCUGAAAAAUCAACCGAUCUUAAAUGGAGAUUGGAUUAUACAGAAGGGCCAAACAGAAUGCGUAAACGCUUACAAUAUAUUUCGGAUAAUGAUUAUACGUCGUAUCUUCCUAAGCAAACACACUCUCCUUCGGAAAUCGCUACUAAAUCUACUAUCAGCUCAACUUUAAUUGAUAUUGGCAUGGAGGUUACUGAUAAAUUGGAUGACGAAAACUCGAUAAACAAUGACCUGAAUAAGGAGGAUCAAGAAGAGGAGCAACAGAUUGCAUAUGAGGAAGAUAAAAAUCGAAAGGUGCUCCGGCUAUUAGAUCAAGGCGACAUGGUGCUAGACGUUUACAACAUUAGUCAAAUAGCUGGGUUAGAUGCUAGUGAAGGUCUCUUGUUGCUUUGCAAAAACAAUAUAUACUUGGUGGACAAUUUCUUUCAAUUAAGUGAUGGCGAAGUUGUGGAAAUUUGGGAUGUACCUAAAGAAGAGCGUGAUCAGUACCUACUUCUAGUGGCUAAAGCGGCUGGCAUGGAUACAGAACCCUUUAUCAGUCCUUCUGGUGAUUUACAUUCCUGUAGAAAAUGGGCGACAGCCGACCUUCGGGAUGUAUUCAAACGACGCUUCUUAUUCCGGGAUGUUGCGCUUGAAAUCUUCUUUACAGACGGUCAGAAUGCAUUGAUAACACUUGAUCUCUCCGAACGUGACGAACUGUAUUCUAAGCUUGUAAGUCGUGUAUCAGUUCAAGAAGAUGCUGGGGCAAACAUCUUUGGGGAAAACAAGGAUAGCGGUAUUAGCAGUACUUUUAAACUAUCAAGUAUUUUCGGCACCUCCACAUUACAUGAUUUGACACAACGGUGGGAAAGAAAAGAAAUUACUAAUUUCCAGUACCUCAUGUAUUUAAACGCCAUUGCUGGUAGAUCAUACAAUGACCUGACUCAGUAUCCUGUUUUCCCUUGGAUUUUGGCUGAUUAUCAUAGUGAGGAACUCGAUCUUGAAGAUCCCAAGACUUUCAGAGAUCUGACUCAACCGAUGGGUGCUCAAACUGCAGAAAGACGACGUGAGUUCUCGGAUCGUUACAAGCAAUGGGGAGAGACUGACGAUCCCACACCUGCUUUUCAUUAUGGUACACAUUACUCAUCGGCCAUGAUUGUAUGUUCAUUUUUAAUUCGUCUCGAGCCAUUUACACAACAUUAUCUCAAACUUCAAGGUGGUACUUUUGAUCACGCCGAUAGAUUGUUUGAUUCCAUCGGCAAAGCUUGGGAAUCUGCUUCUGAAAAAAACAUGGGUGAUGUCAGAGAACUGAUACCCGAGUUUUUUUAUUUACCUGAGUUUUUGACUAAUGUUAACAAGUUCAAUUUUGGCGUCAAGCAGGGCACUGGUGAAGCUAUUGAUUCUGUAGUAUUACCACCUUGGGCUCAUGGUGAUCCAAAAAUAUUUAUUCAGCGCCAUCGUGAGGCUCUUGAAAGCGAAUAUGUGAGUGUCAACUUACAUCAUUGGAUUGAUUUGAUAUUUGGUUGUAAGCAACAAGGACAGCCUGCCAUUGAUGCACUGAAUGUAUUCCAUCACGUCUCUUAUGAAGGCGCGGUUGAUUUGGACUCGAUUACAGAUAUUGUAGAGAAAACGGCGACGAUUGGUAUCAUUAACAAUUUUGGCCAAACACCUCGUCAACUUUUCAAAAAACCACACUCGUCAAGAUUACCUUCAGUCAUUGAUUCUAUGGCUCUAGGCUCGUAUAUUUUCCAGGACAAUCUUGAUAAAUUAAUGCAGUCUCUGAUGCCCCUCCGUGUCCUAUUGAUGCCUCCUGAUGGUCUCCGAUAUAUAGAGUGGGGUUUUACUGAUAAUAGUCUACGACUAUUUUCUACAGAUACGGGAAAGGUAAUAUUAAAGUUGUUAAAGAAAAGAUGA